Cannabis sativa is the source of this 2027-nucleotide messenger RNA. Its product is annotated as heat stress transcription factor A-5. Gene Ontology annotation, cellular component: nucleus. The record is from RefSeq and is a predicted model, not a curated record. Bases 226 to 1671 code for a protein of 481 amino acids. NCBI's taxonomy places the organism in Eukaryota, Viridiplantae, Streptophyta, Magnoliopsida, Rosales, Cannabaceae. Gene Ontology annotation, biological process: regulation of transcription by RNA polymerase II. The transcript has 2 exons. Gene Ontology annotation, molecular function: RNA polymerase II cis-regulatory region sequence-specific DNA binding; DNA-binding transcription factor activity.
AUGUAACCGUGAUUUUGUACCAAACCGUACACAACCGAAUCUAAUCUAAUACAGAUUCAGAGAGUCAACUAUGGCUGCCGGAACCAGAAGAAGAAGAAGACGAAGAACCCAACCCUAACCCCAACCCCAACUCCAACUCCAACCCCAUUGAUUCCUUCCUCCAAUCUCAUCUUCAAAAUCCAAUCCCAACAACCCCCUAACUCCUUCUACGUACGAUCGCUACCCAUGGAACCAGCUCAGGCCGCCGCUUCCGGCGGAAGUGGUCCGGCUCCGUUCUUGUUGAAAACUUACGAUAUGGUUGAUGAUUCUGCUACCGAUGAGAUCGUUUCGUGGAGUGCAAGUAAGAACAGCUUCGUUGUUUGGAAUCCCCCGGAAUUUAGUCGUCUUCUUCUUCCGACUUAUUUCAAGCAUAAUAAUUUCUCCAGCUUCAUUCGUCAGCUCAAUACCUACGGAUUUCGAAAGAUUGAUCCCGAGAAAUGGGAAUUUCAUAAUGACGAUUUUGUGAAAGAUCAAAAGCAUCUUCUUAAGAAUAUCCACCGAAGAAAACCUAUUCAUAGCCACAGUAAUCCUCAAGGUUCUUUACCCGAUUCAGAAAGAGCGGCUCUUGAUGAAGAAAUAGAGAAGCUUUCGCGUGAAAAAUCUCAGCUCGAGGAAAAUAUUUCUCAUUGCAAACAGCAGCUAAUGGAAAAGCAUCAAUUGGAAAAUGUGUCACAGCGGGUGAAUGGCAUUGAGAAAAGGCAAGAAAGUUUGCAAUCUUUUCUAGAGAAAGCUGUUAAAGAUCCAGCUUUCGUAGAUUUUCUUGUUCAGAAGAUUGAAUCCAUGGAUUUCGGAGCAUAUAAUAAGAAAAGGCGACUGCCUGAAGUUGAUUACUCACAACCAGCUGUUGAAAAUGGUUUUGUGGAAAACCAGAGUAGUUCAAGAACCGAAUUCGGGACUAUUUUUCACCAAGACUUCUCAAGUAAACUGAGAUUGGAAUUGUCACCAGCUGUUUCAGACAUUCACUUGGUUUCAAAUAGCACUCAGAGUUCCAACGAAGAUGGAGAAAUUUCGAUUAGGAAAAUAUCUGAACCCGAACUUAGAGGUGCACGAGUAAGAGCAGAAGGCCUCUUCCUUGCACCCGAACCAUUAGAGCUUUCAGAUACAGGGACAUCAUUUGGUUUUAAAAUGGAUUCAUCUUUGUCACGAAAACAGGCAACUAAUGGAACCCCCGGCUUGCGCUCAUUGCAUCCACAUUUGAUUUCUAGCGAAGAAGGCGACGGCCAAAUCUCUUGUCUGUUAAAUCUGAGUCUAGCAUCUUCUCCAUUCGAAGGAAACCACAACAAUCCUUAUUCAGCUGGUGUCUCCCAACUAGGUCAGAGUAUCAAGAAACCACUCGAAUUAAGGUUCGGUGCCAUUCCAAAAGAAUCUGAUAUUAGAGUCUCCACGAUGAAGAAAACCGUGCUUGAUGAAGGUAUAAAUCGAUCCUCUUCCCAAGAGGCUGCAAAUACUAAUCAAGGGUCAGUAGCUGCUCCUGGUAAAGCAAACGACGGGUUUUGGGAACAGUUUCUAACCGAAAGACCAGGCUGUUCAGACAAUGAAGAAGCAAGCUCUAAUUAUCGCGAUCCAAAUGAUGGAAGAUUAGGUAAUGGAUUAUCAAGAAAUUCUAAGAAUGUAGAACAGCUUACACUUUGAACACCGAAAUAGGAGUCUUCGAGCGAUCGGUGAAGGUAACUAAAAUCCUAAACACAUUGCCUAAUUUGUUUGAUGUUUAACCUAAAAUCCAUUUCUUGGUCCCUACUAUAGAUUGUGUUUAUGGCCAUUGAAGUAUAGAAUUGACACAAGCAUUGUACAAAUUUAUUAAGUAUAUCAUGUAAAUUUUUUCAACUCUAUAAUUAGGUAUGAUCAAGAUUUCAUUUUACAUUUACAUAUAAGUACUUUUCACCAAUCCAUUGUAAUUUGUAAGAGUAAUUUUAGUUGAUUUUUAUGGUUUGUAACAUAGUUGAGCUAUUGUUGAAGAAGAUUAUGUUAGAAAGCAAUUACUGAUAAAA